CUUCAAAAUGUACUAUACGCUUGAUCAAAAGUCUCUAGAAUAUAUCUUACAAUUUCGAAAUAGAAAGGAUACCAAAACAGUGCCUAUGUACGUACUUGCUUGUUUAAGCAAAAUCUUUGAUGCCUUUUUGUCAAACUGAAGUUACUUCUGUCUGGAGCAACAAUUUGAUGCUUUCCUUCACAAACCCUAAGUCUCUCAGAUAUACUAUGCAUGUAAAGAAACUAACAAAAACAAAAAAUCAAUUACCUAAUAACACAAAAUCAACCAGUGCAAUAAAAAUCCAUUUUUGUUUUUACUCUUAGGAAAAAUGGCUUCUACAUUUCUUCUAGGCCAUAGUCAGAAACUCACACUUCCUUUCUCUAAUUUUUUCACCUCCACACACAAACCAGUUCUCAGAUCUCAAACCCCUUAUUUUGGUAUUCCUUCCAAUGUCGGUCAAAGCAGCCGUUUGUUCAUCAGAUCACCACCAAUCACGAUGGCCAAAUCAGACAGCAAAACUGAUAAUAAUCACGAUGAUAAAAAGCAAUUAACGCCACUAAAAGUGGCGGCGGGAGCAUCCCUAGCACUUGCUUGCGCCUUAAGUAUCUUCGGCUUUAAGAUAAAGAAUGUGAGCUACUCUGCCGCCGCAGCUGCGCAUCCAAGCGCCGCCGACAUGAUCAUAUCCGGGAAGCCGAGCUCAGCCGUAUCCGCUGCUUCCGAUAUGAAUCCUUUGCCAGCUAAGUUCGCAUUGCGGUCUCUCUUUGAAGUGAGCUCAAUGCUUGCUUCGGCUAAACCCAUUCCUUCUCAAAGACCAUUCAGUCUCCAAAAGCUCCCUUCUUUGCCUUCAAAAGAAGAUAUUGAUUUCAUUAAGAUGGAGGCGGUACGGAAGAUGAAGGAAGGAAAAUGUGAGGAGGCGGUGCAGCUCCUUCGUGACGCAAACAUGCGAUACAAAAACGAGCCUGAGGCCGACUUCAACGUGCAGAUGGCUCUUGUUGAGAUUUUAAUAUUGCUGGAAAGGUAUCAAGAAGCUGCUGAGUAUAGUUGUCUAAAUGACGACAAUGCCCAGAUUUCUGAUGUACGAAUCCCUCUUUAUAAGGCAAUUAUAUACACGAUGCUAGACAAAGACACGGAAGCCAAGCAGUGUUGGAAAGAGUUCAGAAAAUCUAUUGGUGAAGGAUUUGACCCUUUCAGCUUCGAAGAAUGAUUAUUUCACUAGAAUUUUAUUGGGUAAACAUAAUUACUAAUCUAUGAAAACAUUUUACCACCAGCGGCUAGUGAGUGGCGAAUAAUUUUUUUAAAUGUUCCAGUGGUAGAUAAACUUCAUUAAUUCUGACGCAUAUCAUCAGAUUGUUGCACUCGGUCACGCUGAAUUUGAUUUAAUGCAAAAUAUCUCAAGAACAUUUUACGAACGUAAUUGGGCAAUGUAAUUUUAAAGGAGAGCUAGAGAUAA
Messenger RNA from Camelina sativa (false flax), 1429 nucleotides. RefSeq lists its product as uncharacterized. Gene Ontology annotation, molecular function: protein binding. NCBI's taxonomy places the organism in Eukaryota, Viridiplantae, Streptophyta, Magnoliopsida, Brassicales, Brassicaceae. The record is from RefSeq and is a predicted model, not a curated record.